AUGGCACCGCCCCCAGUCAAGACGGACGACGUCGAAGUACCGACCACCGACUACAGUCAAGUGGUGACCCCCACUUCGACUACCAAACUGCCCAACAACUUCAACAAGAAGGACCCCGCCAACGAUGCCAAAGAUGGCGAUGAUCAAGCAUCGGAGACCGCAGACCCUGAACCAAUUGAGACCGUCUCGCUCUCGCAGCUCUACCGGUACGCCACCUCCAUGGACAAGGCCCUGCUUGGUCUGGGCGUGAUCAUGGCCGGCAUCGGCGGGGCACUGUUCCCGUUCAUGGCAAUUGUAUUCGGCAAUGCCAUCAACUCGUUCACUCAGGCGGACGGCGGCGUGGACCUAGACGCCGUGAACACUGCAGCGCUGGACUUCUUCCUCAUCUCCAUCUCGCUCUUCGUGACCGACUACUCGUCGGGGGUGCUCUUCGCCUACACGGCCGAGCGGCAGAUGAAGGAGCUGCGAGCCGAAGUGCUCCGCCACUUGCUGUACCUCGACAUCAGCUGGUACGACAAGACCGACCCACUGCAGCUAUCGAGUCGACUGACGGGCGACACAGUCAAGGUCAAGGACGGCAUGGGCCAGAAGCUCGGAGACGCGGUGCGCUUCACCUGCCAGUUUUUCGCCGGAUACACCAUCGGCUUCGUGCGCGGUUGGGACAUCACGCUCGUCAUGUCCUGCCUGAUGCCCUUCAUGGUCGGUUCCAUGGGCGUCCUGCUCAAUGUCAUGCAGAAGCGAGCGGUGCACGCCCAGCAGAUGUACGCGGAGGCCGGCGCCGUGGCGGAGGAGACGCUCGGCUCCAUCCGCACCGUGUCGUCGCUCAAUGCCGAGAAGCGCGCUAUCACCAAGUACAACGACCGAGCCCAGGCGGCAGAAGAAACCAACAUUCAAGUCGGGAAGCUCUCAGCGAUCGCCUUCGGGUUCUUCAUCGGCUGCGUCUGGUUGAUGUACGCUAUCGGGCUUUGGUAUGGUGGGGCGAAGGUUGCGCGCGCCAAGACUACACCUUCCGACGUGUUUCAGGCGUUCUUCGGACCCAAGGGAGCUGCCGGAAAGAUCUACAAGAUCCUCGACACGCCGUCAGCUAUCGACGCGUCAAAUGAAGACUUUGGAGAUAAACCCGAGUCCUGUGCUGGACGCAUUCAAGCCCUCAACGUCAACUUCACGUACCCGAGUCGCCCCGACGUGCAGAUCCUCAACGACUACAACGUCACCAUUGAACCUGGCCAGACUGUCGCGUUUGUCGGUGCAAGUGGAGAAGGCAAGAGCACUUUGAUCUCGCUACUCGAACGGUUCUACGACCCCAGCAGCGGCUCUAUUCUGCUUGACGGACGCGACAUCAAGACGCUCAACGUCAAGUGGCUGCGCGCGCAGAUCGGACUCGUGUCGCAGGAGCCCGUGCUGUUCGCGACCAGUAUCUUCGAGAACAUCGCGGCUGGCGGAGAGGGGAUCACGCGCGAGCAGGUCAUCGAAGCGGCCAAAUUGGCCAACGCGCACACGUUCAUCAUGUCGUUGCCGGAGCAGUACGACACGCUGGUGGGGGAGAAGGGUGUGUCGCUGUCUGGAGGUCAGAAGCAGCGCGUUGCUAUUGCUCGUGCUAUCGUACGCGAACCGAAGAUCUUGGUAUUGGAUGAGGCGACGAGUGCUUUGGACGCCGAGAGUGAGCGCGUGGUGCAGGCUGCACUGAACGACUUGAUGGACAAGACGCACAUGACGACGUUGGUGAUCGCUCAUCGGCUGAGCACAGUUCGUCGCGCGGACAAGAUUGUUGUGGUGAAUGGUGGCCAUGUCGUGGAAGAAGGACCUCAUGACGAGUUGGUCAGGAUCGACGACGGAGUUUACCGCAAGCUGGCCAAAAUCCAAGAGGAAAAAGACCUCAGCGAGGCUCAAGCUGCAACGACCAGCGAAAAUCACUCUGGACCAAACCACCCGACACUAAAUCGACGACCAAGCAGUCGUUCUGCCUACGACGACGAAGCUGGUCUCAAAGCGUUCGACAUCGCGUCCACGGACGACACAAGUUCCUCGAAGUUUUCAAUCUUUGACGCGAUUGCCGAGCUGGUGGUGACGAUGACGGAGAAGUACACCGAGUACCAAGCUUCCCACGACCAAUCUCCUCUGGACGACCUCAAGCACGACGUUAUGAUCUACGGUCUCUGCUACAUCGGUGGAGCGAUCGUUGUGUUCCUCAAACAUCGGCUGAAAAAGAACGCCACGGGAGCGCUCACUGCCGAUCUGUCGACAAACGCCACGAAAGUUGCUCUGAUCUCGGGUGACUCGCAGGGACGCGUCGUCCAAGUUUUAUUCACGUUCGUCGCUGCGCUGGUGAUCUCGUUCGCUCUCGGUAGUUGGCUCUUGACGCUGGUGAUGCUGGUGGUGUUCCCCUUCCUGAUCAUGGGUCAAGCCGCGCGUGGAAAGCACAUGAAGACUGCCGAAGCUUUGAGCAACAUCCGCACGGUGGCAUCUCUCGGUCUCGAGAAAUCGCUAUCGGGACUGUUUUCAGACCUUCUUCAGGAGCCGCUGACUCGCGGUCGUCGGGAGGCUCAUGUCAACGGCUUCGCUCUGGGCUUUGGGUCUUUCAUUCUCUUCGCAGCGUGUGCGCUCGCGUUCUGGUUCGGUGGUAAACUCGUAGACGACGGCGAUAUCACGUUCAAGGAACUCAUGCGGACACUCAUGGCCAUCAUGAUGGCGUCGCAGGGCAUCGGCAACGCGACCUCCUUCAUGGGAGAAUCCGACAACGCGUUGAAGGCGGGCAAGGCGAUUGUGGACCUUCGAGACCGGGAGCCUCCGAUUGACUCCUUCCAGGAAGGAGGCCGCCGUCUGGAUCAACUACAAGGGAAGAUUGAGUUCAAGAACAUCCUCUUCCGCUACCCGACGCGACCGGAAGUCACCGUGCUGCGUAACUACAACCUGACCAUCGAGGCUGGACAAACUGUGGCCUUUUGCGGACCUAGUGGAGGUGGUAAGAGUACGGGUGUGUCUCUUAUUGAGCGCUUCUACGACCCCGUCGAGGGCCAAGUGCUGCUCGAUGGCGUCGACACCAAAGAGCUCAACCUCAACUGGCUGCGCAGCCAGAUCGGACUCGUCGGACAGGAGCCCACGCUCUUCAUCGGCACCAUCGCCGAGAACAUCGCCUACGGACUCGCGGACAAACCCACGCAGCAGGACAUCGAAGAAGCCGCCAAGAUGGCCAACGCGCACGGCUUCAUCACCAAGUUCCCGGACGGCUACGAGACGCAGGUGGGCAUGAAGGGUGAGCAGUUGUCUGGCGGCCAGAAGCAGCGCAUCGCCAUUGCGCGCGCGAUCCUGAAGAACCCCAACAUCUUGCUGCUGGACGAGGCCACGAGCGCUUUGGACUCGGAGAGCGAGAAGGUGGUGCAGGAGGCUCUGGACAAGGUGGUGGCGCUGAAGCGGCGCACGACGAUCAUCAUCGCGCAUCGGUUGUCGACGAUCCGCAAGGCGGACAAGAUCUAUGUGGUGAGUGGAGGCAAGAUCGCGGAGCAGGGCACGCACCAGGAGCUGAUUAACUUGAAGGGUAUCUACGAGAGACUUGUCGAGAAGGCGUCGUAG
Phytophthora sojae is the source of this 3570-nucleotide messenger RNA. RefSeq lists its product as hypothetical. NCBI's taxonomy places the organism in Eukaryota, Oomycota, Peronosporomycetes, Peronosporales, Peronosporaceae. Gene Ontology annotation, biological process: transmembrane transport. Gene Ontology annotation, molecular function: ABC-type transporter activity; ATP binding; ATP hydrolysis activity. The transcript has 5 exons. Gene Ontology annotation, cellular component: membrane. The coding region runs from base 1 to 3570 and encodes 1189 amino acids. The record is from RefSeq and is a predicted model, not a curated record.